Molecule: messenger RNA, 519 nt
Organism: Eruca vesicaria subsp. sativa (arugula)
Lineage: Eukaryota; Viridiplantae; Streptophyta; Magnoliopsida; Brassicales; Brassicaceae
Source: the annotation of a GenBank genome assembly
AUGAUUCCGGCAGAAAUCACCGGUUACUUCCAAUACCUAUCGCCGGAAAACUUAACUACGCUCCCGGCAGAGUUCAACAUAAUAAACAUGCCCUCAUCUCCAACCUCAUCCUCUUCACUAAACUACUUAAACGAUCUCAUCAACAACAACAACUAUUCCUCAUCAUCCAACGGUCAAGAUCUCAUGAUGAGCAACAACUCAUCAACUUCCGACGAAGAUCACCAUCAUAACCAUCGUAAGGGCAUCAUCAUACUCGACGAGAGGAAGCAGAGGAGGAUGCUUUCAAACAGAGAAUCCGCGAGGAGGUCGAGGAUGAGGAAGCAAAGACAUCUUGAUGAACUCUGGUCUCAGGUGAUAAGGCUUCGCAAUGAGAACAACUGUCUUAUUGAUAAGCUGAACAGCGUGUCGGAGACUCAAGAUAGAGUGCUGAAAGAGAACUCAAAACUCAAAGAAGAAGCUUCUGAGCUUCGACGGCUUGUAUGUGACCUAAAAUCUAACAACAAUAGCAAUAGUUUUUAA